Molecule: messenger RNA, 1165 nt
Organism: Ilyonectria robusta
Lineage: Eukaryota; Fungi; Ascomycota; Sordariomycetes; Hypocreales; Nectriaceae
Exons: 3
Coding region: 155-1102 (315 amino acids)
Biological process (GO): biosynthetic process
Cellular component (GO): cytoplasm
Molecular function (GO): isomerase activity
Source: RefSeq, a predicted model, not a curated record
CCUCAUCCUGUUCGCCAUCAUCUACCUUAAAACCUCCUCUAAUUUCCGUUCAAUUUCAGCCUCUCAGAAUAGUUCUUCAUCUUCUGCUUGUACAGAAAACACAAUACAUUGAGAUUAGUAGCAAAUCAAGCCAAAGCUUGACACCAACAUUGCCAUGGCUCAGUCAGCAUGCUACGUGACCCUGGAUGUCUUCACGGCCAAAAGAUUCAAGGGCAACCAAGUCGCUGUCGUGGAGGUUCCCAACGAACCGUUGUCGACCAAGCACAUGCAGAUGAUUGCUCGAGAAUUCAACUUCUCCGAAACGGUUUUUCUGCAUCGCCCAGACCCAGCUCAAAGACCUAAGAUCAACAUCUUCACCCCUGUGAAUGAAAUGGACUUUGCUGGGCAUCCAGUCAUCGGCACCGGUCAUGUCUUAUUUCGCCAGCUUCUAUCCAACCCUAAGUACGCUACAAAGUCGACACCAAAGUCUCUCGAAAUCCAAAUCAAUGCCGGAAUUGUCUCCGUCCAAUAUGACUCGGAGAAGCAAACUGUGUCCGCCCAGGUGCCACACAAUGUCCACAUCCACAGAGUGGGUGCGCCAUUGAAGAGCAUCGUGGAUACCCAGCCAGGACUUGCAAUCAGCGACGAAGUCAAGGAUUCAUUCCCGUUAGUCUCCAUCGUGAAGGGAGUUACCUACGCCCUGGUGGAUUUUACGAAGCAGCCUGACUUGUUCGCUUCCGUGAUGCCUGGCCCGUGUCCUGUUACUCCGCUCGACGCUGAAUGGGCACCGUCAUUCACGGGUGUGAUGUAUUACAGAGUUUUGGGUACUCGAAUCGAGCAAGACAAGAAAGUUUGGGAUCUUCGAGUGCGCAUGAUUGCCAUCAAUCUGGAGGAUCCGGCUUGUGGCAGCGGCUCAUGCUCGUUGGGGGUAUACCUUGCUCUAGAAGACGGUAAAGCAAACGGCUCUUACAGAUUCUACCUAGACCAGGGGUCGGAGAUUGGGAGAGACAGCAGUAUAAUUGUGGACAUUGUGCUUAAUGAACGUGGAGAUGGGGUGGCUUCGGUGUUGCUUUCUGGUCAGGCAGCGCCUGUAACGGAGGGAAAGAUCAUGUUGCCUGAAUGAUGGGAUCCUGGCUAGUAGUCACAUCAGCUAACAUAUUGUCAAUCCUUAAUCAUCGUUUAUUCA